AUGAAUAUCAAUUCAUUCCUUUGGGGAUUAUUAUCCCUCUUGUUCUUGUUCUCAAAACCCUCUUUUCAAGAAUCAUCUAACCCUUCACCGGUCCUAAACCCUAGGCUGCAAAAUGCCUUUAUAGCCAUGCAAGCAUGGAAACAUGCCAUCACAGAUGACCCUAAAGGCUUCACUUCAAACUGGAAUGGCCCCGCGGUCUGUAAUUACACUGGAGUUUACUGUGCACCGGCUCCGGACGACCCUUAUAUCACAACCGUUGCCGGAAUUGACCUAAACCAUGCUGGCAUAUCUGGUUCACUGCCUGAAGAAUUAGGCCUCCUAACUGACCUUGCUCUCUUCCACGUAAACUCAAACAAGUUCUGUGGUACACUUCCGGCUAGUUUUCGUGAUCUUCACCUUCUCUAUGAGCUUGAUGUAAGCAAUAAUGUGUUUUCUGGUGAAUUCCCUUCUGUUAUUCUAUGUCUUCCUUCACUCAAAUUCCUCGAUAUUCGAUUCAAUAAGUUCAAGGGAAAGAUCCCUUCAACACUUUUCAACUUGAAACUCGACGCCUUGUUCAUAAACAACAAUAAUUUCCAAUCUACUUUACCAAAAUAUCUUGGCAACUCGACCGUCUCAGUACUUGUCCUAGCAAAUAACAAUCUGCAGGGGUGUUUGCCUUCAAGUAUAGGCAAAAUGGCAAAAACCCUGAACGAAAUUAUUCUCAUUAACAAUGGAUUAACUGCUUGUUUGCCAGAAGAAAUCGGAUUGUUGACAGAGGUGACAGUUUUUGAUGUUAGUUAUAAUAAUCUUGUUGGGACACUGCCAAAAUCUAUGGGGAAUAUGAAGAGUAUUGAGCAGCUAAAUGUCGCACAUAACAAACUUUCGGGUGAAAUUCCAGACAGUAUUUGCUCCUUGCCGAGGUUGGAGAAUUUCACAUAUUCAGAUAAUUACUUCUGUAUUGAAGCAAGUUCAUGUCUCAAGUUGAAAGAUAAAGAUGACAGGAAGAACUGUAUACCCUAUAGGCCUAAACAGCGCUCAGCUGAGGAAUGUAAGGCCUUUUAUUCACAUCCUGUGGACUGUAGUGCUUUUGGUUGUUUACCACCACCUCCGCCGCCACCGCCGCCUCAGCCAUCUCCUCCACCACCACAUCAUUAUUAUCAUUAUCCAUGA
Messenger RNA from Fraxinus pennsylvanica, 1149 nucleotides. NCBI's taxonomy places the organism in Eukaryota, Viridiplantae, Streptophyta, Magnoliopsida, Lamiales, Oleaceae. The record is from the annotation of a GenBank genome assembly.